AGCCUGUGGCACAUUGCAAAAACAAAAUUAAACCAUAGAACUAGAGCAAAAUGUAAAGAGUAGAAGCUGUAAUGUUGUUACUAAUAAUAACAGUAAGUUUUGUCUUUAUCGAAGGAUACGAAACCAUAGAGAACAAUGAGGCAACCACACUGAGUCACCGAAGGGGGCAGCAAACGGCACGGAUUCCGAAAAUAAACGAAGAAGAAAACGAGGCGGUGGGAUAGCAACGGGGAAUGAACAAGGAGACGCCGUAGAUGUUAAAUGCCUAGCUUGGCGGUUGUUGUCGUGUAGUACGCCUCUCGUUCAGUACACAUUGCUGUGUUGUUCGUUAAUAAUUGACUAAACGUCAUCGUUUAUUACAAUCUCUUCUCGGUUGGACUUUAAAGCUUCUCGUGCUAGCUUAGCUUGCUAGCUGCUAAAAAGGAGUCGCGGAAGUUAGCGACACAUGCUAAGUGUUGCGAUUGUGUGAAAAUGUGUAAAGUCCAAAUACUGAGAGCGUUGGUAAACGAGCGACUCACCGCUGCCGUCGAGGAAAUAUUUGUUGUGUUGGAAGGAACAAUAGCAGAGUACGAGGAGGAACUUUGUCGGACGAAAGAGGAGAACGAGCGACAACGUCAACUGCUGGACGCUGUUUUCAAGCCUCAGAUUGGGUCGCGCAGAGCAGACGUCAAUGAAGGAGCUCUUCCCCCUGAGCAGCAGGAGUGGAGCUCCAGGGUGGUGCAGGAGGAACCACAGCCCCCCCACAUUAAAGAGGAAGUGUGGCUUCAGGGGGAAGUCGAUGCCAGCAAGUUUCCAGUGACUUGUGUGAUUGUCAAGAGUGAAGAUGAUGCUGAAGAUGAAGCUCAGUGGUCUCGGAGUGAUGGAAGUGAGGAGAAGAGAAGCUCAGACGGAGGCAGCCUCUUGGCACCGCUAUCGAAUAGUGACGACACAACGUCCCACUCUCCUGAAACCGAUGAUGAAGACUCCAAAGCUGACAACACACACUUUAAAUGCGACAAAACUUUGAAGACACACAUGAUGAUCCACACGGGAGAAAAAACAUUCAGCUGCUCGGUUUGUGGUAAGGCAUUUAUACGACAGGCACAUUUGAUUUCGCACAUGAGAACACACACCGGUGAAAAACCAUUUACAUGCUCAGUUUGCGGGGAAAGAUUCUCACUUAAAGGCAAUUUGAUCCGACACACACGAACGCACACAGGAGAGAAACCUUUCUCGUGUUCGGUGUGCGACACACGUUUCAGUGUUCGUCCAGCGCUGAUCCAACACAUGAGGACACACACCGGUGAGAAGCCUUUUCUAUGUUCCUUUUGUGGCGAGAGGUUCUCCCAACGGGGGCAUUUGAUAGGACACACACGGACACACACGGGAGAAAAACCUUUUUCCUGCUCAGUUUGUGGGAAAAGGUUCUCCAUCAAAGGCACUUUGAAAGUCCACACAAGAACGCACACUGGUGAGAAACCAUUCAGUUGCCACGUGUGUGAUAAAAGAUUUUCUUAUAAGCACCAGCUUAACAAACACAAGUGCGCUGGCGAGAGCAGCAGCAGUCAAACACUUUUCCCUUGCUAAGAUUGUACAAAUGCUUCAGACGCUUGCUCUUGGAUUUAAUGUCUUUGUAGGAGCUAUUUAUUAGUGUGUUCCUAGGUUUCUGAUAUCUGUUGAUUUAUUUUUUGUUGUUGUUGUUUUGUUUGGAUUACUUGAUAAUAUUUUCUUGUUAUUUAUUUUGUUUAUCUAUCAUAUUUUGUUGGGGUUAAUUAGUCGUUAAUUUCUGGGUUUAUUUCAUUGGAUAACACCCUGGGCACUUGCAAUAUAUUUAGGUAGGCAGUGCUCAUAGGACCAGCAUGCACCGGGGUGGGCCUAUGGUUUUUGUACCAGCGCAAGAGAGGCAACAGGAAAAGGCCUUUGUUCCUUUUUUGUUUGUUUGUUUGCUUGCUCGGUAAUAAAAGGAAAGAAGAAGAAACGGAACAAGAUUGUUUGGACAAUGACUCUUUUGCCUGCGUAAAACAAAACCCAUGGUGCAUCAGUGGCCUUUUGAUUAUAGCGUAAGUUACGUUUAUUAAUUUAGUGAAGGACAAAUAGCCACUACAGUCUUGGUUUAUUGAAAUGUAUGUCCAAUAAUCCUGUUUGGAAACACGUGGAGAUGUGACCCCAAAUAAAAGUUGUGAAUCAGCACCCCGAAAUGACAGCCAGGGUGUUUGGGUAAGCCAUGAAGACACACUUUAAAAAUAGGUCCUAAUUAGAUAGAAAAUACAGUUGGGAA
Messenger RNA from Doryrhamphus excisus (bluestripe pipefish), 2257 nucleotides. RefSeq lists its product as uncharacterized. Gene Ontology annotation, biological process: regulation of transcription by RNA polymerase II; embryo development. The record is from RefSeq and is a predicted model, not a curated record. Gene Ontology annotation, cellular component: nucleus. NCBI's taxonomy places the organism in Eukaryota, Metazoa, Chordata, Actinopteri, Syngnathiformes, Syngnathidae. Gene Ontology annotation, molecular function: DNA-binding transcription factor activity, RNA polymerase II-specific; RNA polymerase II transcription regulatory region sequence-specific DNA binding.